Messenger RNA from Rosa chinensis, 1444 nucleotides. RefSeq lists its product as uncharacterized. The record is from RefSeq and is a predicted model, not a curated record. The transcript is spliced from 2 exons. NCBI's taxonomy places the organism in Eukaryota, Viridiplantae, Streptophyta, Magnoliopsida, Rosales, Rosaceae. Bases 119 to 1195 code for a protein of 358 amino acids.
CUCUCUCUCUCUCUCUCUCUCUCUCUCUCUCUCUCUGUGGUCCCAAAGCCCCCACCCCACCCUCUCUCAAACACAAAGCUGUCGCCGGAAAAGGAAAGAUUCCGACCACCCGCUAGAAAUGUCGACGAGUUGGAGCAACAACUGGUUACUCUCUCUCAAGAUCGUGCUGAUCUCCACCGGCGUCGUCUCCAUGGCCGUCGCACUGAAGCUCUCGGUUCCGGUGGCCGCGGACCUCGUCGCCUCGCAAGUGCCUUCUCUAUGGAGCUCUCUGCUCUCUUGGCUCACACCUCCUUACCUCUACAUCCUCAUCAACUGCAUCAUCAUCAGCAUCGUCGCCUCCUCCAAGCUCCAUAAUCCAAAAUCCGAAGAUAAUCACGAUUCCGAAACUAUUCCGCCGCCGCCGGAGAUGGUAUCCGUCGCUCCGGUAUUGACGGUGAAGAUCCCCGCCGCGGAAGUGAGGCCUGAGUACACAUCCUACAACAGCGUCGCUCUGAGCGAGUACGGUUACGAUUCCAAUGUGUUGCCGGAGGUUUCCGAUUCGUACGGAGAUGCAGCGGCGGUUGAGACCGUUGAGGAUUUGAACGCGGAGCCGGAGAAGGAGAAGAGCGAGGUUCUUAACGUCGGUGAUGACGCCGCCGUCGCCACCGCCGCGGCAUCCAGGCCUGCACGGAGUGGUUUGCAGAGGAAGGAUUCCAUGGAGUUUUGGUUGAAUGAGAACCAGAGGCCACCGGUUUCUGCUAGAUUCGCUCACAGAAAAGCUAGCCCUGAAGGAGGGAGGUCGUUGGGAGUGUCGAAGUCGAAGAGGCACGACACGCUGGAGAGCACGUGGAAGACGAUAACGGACGGCCGAUCGGUGCCGUUAACGAGGCACUUGAAGAAGUCCGACACGUGGGAGCGGCGAAUGGACCAGAAUACCCCUCCUGCUAACAACAAGACGAUGAACAAGUCGGGGACGUUCCACGAGCGGAGCAGCACGACGGCGACGGGGUCGCCGGUGAGACAGUCGCCCGGGUCGUCGGGGGCCCGGCUGAGGAAGGAACCGUCGCUGAGUCAGGACGAGUUGAACCGGCGGGUGGAGGCGUUCAUCAACAAGUUUAACGAGGAGAUGAGGCUGCAGAGGCAGGAGUCGUUGAAACAGUACAAGGAGAUGAUCGGCCGUGCGGCCCUGGCGGCGCCGUUAGCUCAUUCGGUUUAGAGAGCUAUUUUGGUCACUUUACUAGAUAUCUAUCGCCAAAAAGUUUAUCGCGUUUGCUUUGUUUUGCCAAUGUCCAUUAUUUUUCCCUCUCGUUUGUUCGAGAGGGAUGAAGGUACUUGUAGUUGUAGGAAGUAGGAACUAUAAAUAUAUGCUUGAGAAAGUACGAGUUUGUAAUCAAAGAGAGAAAUGUUACCUUCUAUUCGUAAGAUGCUCAAAAUCCAAUAGCGAGUAAUUAAGAGCUUGUUUAUA